Messenger RNA from Antechinus flavipes (yellow-footed antechinus), 4406 nucleotides. RefSeq names its product potassium channel tetramerization domain containing 2 (gene KCTD2). The transcript is spliced from 6 exons. Gene Ontology annotation, biological process: proteasome-mediated ubiquitin-dependent protein catabolic process; protein homooligomerization. The coding region runs from base 98 to 931 and encodes 277 amino acids. The record is from RefSeq and is a predicted model, not a curated record. Gene Ontology annotation, molecular function: cullin family protein binding. Gene Ontology annotation, cellular component: Cul3-RING ubiquitin ligase complex; cytoplasm. NCBI's taxonomy places the organism in Eukaryota, Metazoa, Chordata, Mammalia, Dasyuromorphia, Dasyuridae.
AGUUCCCGGCUCCGGCUGGGGCGCGGCCCCCUCUUUCCUCUGCCGUUGGGCCGGUCCGGCUCUCCCCGCCUCAGAAUGGGAAUGGGCCGGCCCGGGUAUGCGCGGGCAGGAGGGGUCCAAGAUGGCUGAAGUGGACUUGACGGUGGGAGGGGGCGGCCUCGGGGACUGCCGCGGCCCGGCCAGUGCCAGCCCCCGCAGCUCCUCCUCCUCCGCCGCCGCCGCCGCCUCCACGGCUUCCUCCCGCGGCCACGGCCGCCUAGCCGCCGCCACCACGGCCUCAGCUCUGUCAUCAGCGCCGCAACCUCCGUCGCAGCCCGGGCCGGGGCCGCCCGAGCGGGCGGGGGGCGCAGGGCGCUGGGUCCGACUCAAUGUGGGUGGCACGUACUUCGUAACCACCCGGCAGACAUUGGGCCGGGAGCCCAAGUCUUUCCUGUGCCGUCUCUGCUGCCAGGAGGACCCGGAGCUGGACUCCGACAAGGAUGAGACAGGAGCCUAUCUGAUUGACAGAGAUCCAACCUACUUUGGUCCUAUUCUAAACUACCUCCGCCACGGGAAGCUCAUCAUUAAUAAGGAAUUGGCAGAAGAAGGUGUCUUGGAAGAAGCGGAAUUUUACAACAUUGCAUCUCUUGUGCGACUGGUUAAGGAAAGGAUACGGGACAAUGAGAACAUAACCUCACAAGGCCCAGUGAAGCAUGUGUACAGAGUUCUGCAAUGCCAAGAAGAAGAACUUACACAGAUGGUCUCUACUAUGUCUGAUGGUUGGAAAUUUGAACAGCUAAUAAAUAUUGGAUCUUCCUAUAGCUAUGGAAAUGAGGAUCAGACAGAAUUUCUCUGUGUUGUCUCCAGGGAGCUAAAUAACUCUACUAAUGGUAUUGUCAUAGAGCCUAGUGAGAAGGCAAAGAUUCUUCAGGAACGAGGCUCUCGAAUGUGAACUAAGAAUCUGGAUCCACUGAAGUCCUGGACAUCUAUUGGGUGGUCCGGCAGAGCAUCUCUCCAAAGUUCAGCCUUGCUCUUGUACAGUAACUGUGCUGAGGCAAGGCAAAGCUGAACCUGGCUCACCAGUGGAGAAUCAUUCUGGCCAAAACCAAAGGAUUCCCCCCCUCCUUCACUGUAGGAAACUUUAAAAAGCAGAUGAGACUCCUACCUAAAGAGUUCUUUUUCAGAAACCUGCCUUUGUUUUCUCAGCCAGGGCUAUAACCAAUCUUUACAACAGGUGUGCCAGAUUUCUAGCUGGCAUCAUUACCAGGAUCUGGGGGAAGGGGAGGACGAGGACAUAUAUAUGCCAACCUGUACUCCAUAAAUGGCUGGAUCAGGUGAAAGGCAAGCUUCCUACCUGGGGUUGCCAUGUUCUCACUCCAAGGUUUACUAAGUUGGAAAUUUGCAGCUACUUGGAAUCACUUUCUCCUUCCUCUUUCCCCUCUACCCCCCCAUUUUUUCAAACGGUUACAGUAGAUGCAAAGAAAUCUAGCACAGAUUGGCAACAGAAAAACAUUUUUAAAGGAAAGUUGAUUUUUGACACUGAAACAUUUCAUCUUUGCUUUACAUGUCAAUUUCCCAGUUUUGAAGUUGGGUUCUAAAUCAAUUUGAGGAGAACCUGGAUUAAAGAGUCACUGGGAUUAAAAGAUAACCUUGCUUAUACUGUCUUACAUCACUUAAACUUGCCAUCUUCCCACAGGAGAAGUGAAUGGACCCAUCUUUGGGUAAGAGGAAUACUGCAGCUCCUUUUUCCUCAUGUCCUGCAAGAUCCCAAGCAGUCCGGCUGGUUUGGUUGGGAUUGUGAGUGCUUGCUAGCACUUAGUCUGGGGCGCUUCGUGCUGCCUUGUUCAGCUUUUCCUUGCUUGCCCCUAAUAGUGAGGAUACUCCUAAGGCCCUGCUAUGUCCCCUGCAUUUGGCUGUAGAAGGUGCGAGGCAGUCUUUUGUUCUGUACUCUAGCUGUCCAACAAGUAGGCUACUUAACCAGCAGAUAAAUGAAAGUUUCUAUUUGAGUAUUUCAGCUGCCUCUGCAGCCUCCCUCCACACCCCAUAGAUCCUGUCUCCCUCUGCUGCUUUAUGAGCUCCCUGGCAGUAGCUGGGGCAGGACUUGGGGGGAGGAGGAGAAGUUGCCAAAAUUGUUGUGAUGUUGCCUUGUGUUGUUGCAAAGUAUUGUUAACUUCUGUGACCGUCUUUUUGGGAAUGCCUUGAAUGAACGUGCAAUGUUUGUAUAUGCCUCUCUUGGAUUUCUAAUUUUAGCCAAUAGGACUCAUGGAUGCUUCAGUGACUCUGUACCAUACUAGUGUAUGUAUUUAUUUGGAUGGUAGUUUGUGAGGUCUUGCACUUCUCCUAUGCCUCCCUUGGACACCUGUCAUUUCUCUCCCUACAGUAUCAUGUUGUUUAAUCCCAAACUAUUUGUUUGGCUAGGAUGAGAAAUUAUACUAAAGUCCUCUGUUAGGCAGUAAGCAAAGGAACUUCGUCUGGGUCUGUUUCUGGCAUUUCCAAUUACUGUCUUUGAGUAUAUAAGAGGCCAAAUAUUCCUUCCGUUAUCCCUGAUGAUGUACAGUGUUAUGGUGUUUUACUAAAGAUAUGCACAAAGUUCUCCUGGGAAGCAUAAGUUGGUAUCAAGUUUCUGACUGAGUUGACAGGUUUUUGGGAAGCACUUUCAGACCCUUUCCCACUCUGUUAACAUGUUCCCAGGGAGAAGUUUUUUCUGUGGGACCAGGGCAAGUUUGGGACUGGGCGAUUUUUUGAAACUGUCCACUGCCAAUUGCCUUUUGAACUUGUGAUGGGCCAUUGUUUAAUUGGCCUAACUGUCAGAUUACCUAGUCUGGUCCUUCUUUGUGCCCCUUUUCCUUUUGUAUGAUCUGGUAACUUGUAUAUCUUGACUGAACCUCAGUACUACUUGGGGUAUGUAUGUCAUUUAUGCAUAUAAAACCAGGAUUGGUAACGUAAAACUCAGCCCUUAUCCCAGUACCUUUUUUUUUUUUAAAUUAUUUUUUUUUAUUUCCAGUACCUUUUAAUAUCAAAGAAACAUCUAAAUCAGAAGACCCAUAAGUGCUGAAAACAGCCCCAUAAGAUGUAUUAACAUGAAACACAUCAUCUCUUUCAGAGGAGAAAAAAACACAGUGUAAAGGUAAUAGGAAGGCUUGCUGUGUUAAGAGAAAGUUGGCUGGAUGUCAAAAAAGGUACUACUCAGCUGUUAACCACAGCAGGCAUGUCACCAGAAGAAAGUCCUCAUUCGGGGUCCUCUGCCUGAAUUCUCUGUCUUUAUGUUUGGAGCUUCAGAUCUCUUGUUUGAGGAUGUUAUGAAAUCAGACUAUUUGAGGCAUGCCUAAGAACCAGCAUCCUAUGAUAAAGACAAUGGUUAUGGGGUACUCCAAUCCAGCACCCAAGCCUAGGGACCUAAAACACAAGGUUUCAGAUGAGAAGAGUGACUGGGGGAUUAUCUGAACUGGCUAUUAAUAGGUAAAUAAACUAAAAUUUGGUUUAAAAGCCUGUCAAAUGUCGUUAGAAUAGACUAUGUUUCCCAUUUAAGAUUAUUGAGAGAUAGCUGCUACCUUGUGACUUGUGCUACCAGGUGCUUGAGAAAUUAAGUAGUGUGGGAUGAGGUCCCUGCCCUCAGGAUUCUUACAAGCCAAUUGGUAUUUAGCAAAUUUUUUUUGCUAUAGCUCAAUACCAUUAAAAAUGUUUCCAAAAGUUUUAGAAAUUAAUCAUAAUACCCUUCCAAAUUCUAAAAUUAAUGCAACAGAUGAUUUGAUUGAUUUGAUUUUUACAACUCAAGCUACAGUGAAAAGUAUUUUAUAGAGGCCCUUUAUGAACCAAGUUUAUGUGCUUGAUUAAAGCACUCUCUCACAAGGAGAAUUAGCCUUAUCCUAGGAGACUUACUUAUAAGCUUGGUCCAGUUUCUCAAGUUAUCCAGUCUGGUCAGCGGUACUUAGCACAGCAACAUUGAGAGAUGCACCCUCUCUGCCAUUUUGUUUCCCUGUUAGCCGACAUGUGCUAAUGAAAUUAUCGGGUCAGUGCAAUGAAAGGGCUGGUAUCUCCAUAAGGAGGUUUCCUGAGCCUGGGUGUGGAAGGAGUGUCAUUGUUUUUUUUUUUCAAGUUCUCAAAGGCCUAAUCUGUUUUUGUGGCAGUGAAAUGGGGAGGGGGGGAGGUGUGGAAAGGCCCAACCUCCUCUAAAGUGUCUUCAUUUCUGCACAUUUUUAACUGAUCUCAGGGGUGACAUUGAAGUGCUGGGGAGGAGGGGCCAGAGAUAACAAGAGAGAAAGAAAGGGGCAGCACCCCAGCAGGGACAAGACUCCCAUGCCCUCCAGUGUCACCUGCAAUCCAUGUGUGAUACUGUAUCUGUCACUUGUUGGUGCCCUUUGCUACUGUUAGUGUUUAACAUUUGAAAUGCUGUGAUUUUUUUGGUCAAUAAAGACAGUUAAAACAAA